GUUUUUUGCGGGGGGCGGGGGGUGUAUUCCCUCAUUUAAAUCUCGUCUGGAUUUAAAGCGUGAAGCUGCAGGCGAGAACUCACGAAGAAUCUCUGUAGAGUGAGGCUCUCCUUGGACCAGAGCGCCGGUUGUCUAUUAUCCCGUACGUUUCUGUGGGAAGUUUCGUGUGUACCCCCGCGAUGGCUCAGCUCCAGACACGCUUCUUCACUGACAACAAGAAGUAUGCAGUAGAUGAUGUUCCCUUCUCAAUCCCCGCAGCUUCUGAAAUUGCUGACCUUAGUAACAUCAUUAAUAAAUUGCUGGAGGCCAAAAAUGAGGUCCACAAACAUGUGGAGUUUGAUUUCCUUAUCAAGGGCCAGUUUCUGCGAAUGCCCUUGGUCAAACACAUGGAACUCGAAAACAUCUCAUCGGAAGAAGUCGUGGAACUAGAAUAUGUGGAGAAGUACACUGCACCUCAGCCAGAGCAGUGCUUAUUCCAUGAUGACUGGAUCAGUUCAAUCAAAGGGGCAGAGGAAUGGAUCUUGACUGGUUCUUAUGAUAAGACUUCUCGGAUCUGGUCCUUGGAAGGAAAAUCAAUAAUGACAAUUGUGGGACAUACAGAUGUUGUGAAAGAUGUGGCCUGGGUGAAAAAGAACAACUUGUCUUGCCUACUACUGAGUGCCUCUAUGGAUCAGACUAUUCUCUUAUGGGAGUGGAAUGUAGAGAAAAACAAAGUGAGAGCCUUACACUGCUGCAGAGGCCAUGCUGGAAGUGUGGAUUCUAUAGCUGUUGAUAGCACAGGAACUAAAUUUUGCAGUGGCUCCUGGGAUAAGAUGCUAAAGAUCUGGUCUACAGUCCCUACAGAUGAAGAAGAUGAAAUGGAGGAAUCCACCAAUCGACCAAGAAAGAAACAGAAAACAGAGCAAUUGGGACUAACAAGGACGCCCAUAGUGACCCUGUCUGGCCACAAGGAAGCAGUUUCCUCAGUUCUGUGGUCAGAUGCUGAAGAAAUCUGCAGUGCAUCCUGGGACCACACAAUUAGAAUGUGGGAUGUUGAGUCUGGCAGUCUUAAGUCAACUUUGACAGGGAAUAAAGUGUUUAAUUGUAUCUCCUAUUCUCCACUUUGUAAACGUUUAGCAUCUGGAAGCACAGAUAGGCAUAUCAGACUGUGGGAUCCCCGAACUAAAGAUGGUUCUUUGGUGUCGCUGUCCCUAACCUCACAUACAGGCUGGGUCACAGCAGUAAAGUGGUCUCCUACCCAUGAGCAGCAGCUAAUUUCAGGUUCUUUAGAUAACAUUGUCAAGCUGUGGGAUACAAGAAGUUGUAAGGCUCCUCUCUAUGAUUUGGCUGCUCAUGAAGACAAAGUUCUGAGUGUGGACUGGACAGACACAGGGUUACUUCUGAGUGGAGGAGCAGACAAUAAAUUGUAUUCCUACAGAUAUUCACCUACCACUUCCCAUGUGGGGGCAUGAAAGUGAAUAAUAAAUUUGACUGCAAAGAUUCUUUCUAUAAAUGUAAUUGAUAAAGAAUAUUCAGAUUAUAUCAGUACAGAUCACCCUUGAUAAUAGUUAUUACUGUCUUUUUAUUUUGUAUUUAUUAUAUAAUAGUCUGCAUUUAUAAAAUGUAAAAUGUGGCUUGCA
Molossus molossus (Pallas's mastiff bat) is the source of this 1619-nucleotide messenger RNA. It is a transcript of the gene WDR12, whose product is annotated as WD repeat domain 12. Gene Ontology annotation, biological process: ribosome biogenesis; maturation of LSU-rRNA from tricistronic rRNA transcript (SSU-rRNA, 5.8S rRNA, LSU-rRNA); maturation of 5.8S rRNA from tricistronic rRNA transcript (SSU-rRNA, 5.8S rRNA, LSU-rRNA). Bases 180 to 1451 code for a protein of 423 amino acids. NCBI's taxonomy places the organism in Eukaryota, Metazoa, Chordata, Mammalia, Chiroptera, Molossidae. The record is from RefSeq and is a predicted model, not a curated record. Gene Ontology annotation, cellular component: PeBoW complex; preribosome, large subunit precursor. The transcript has 14 exons. Gene Ontology annotation, molecular function: protein binding.